AUGGCCGCUAGCGGCAAAGACUGGGACGCGGCGCAGUACCUGAAGUUCGAGCGCGAGCGUACACGGCCCUCAUUAGACCUUCUAUCGCAAGUGCCGCUCGCGAAUCCGAAACGUGUUCUCGACCUGGGCUGUGGACCUGGCAACUCGACGGCGGUGCUCCUCCGCCGGUUCCCAAAUGCCCAGAUCACGGGCAUAGAUUCAUCACCGGAUAUGAUCGGAAAAGCGAAGAAGACACUUCCCGGGAUUGAAUUCCGACUGGAGGAUCUGACUUCGGUCAAAGACACCGAGGACGCGGACCUGCUCUUUUCAAACGCGGUGUACCAAUGGCUGCCGUAUGAGAAACGGCUCCAGAUCUUCAGCGAUCUGAUCAAAAGCCAAAAGACAGGCGGUGUCUUUGCUUUCCAGGUCCCAGAUAACAUGUUGGAGCCUUCGCACGUUGCCAUGCGGUCGGUCGCUGAGGAAGGUCCUUGGUCGGAGAUGUUCAAGCGACAUCCACCAGCACGCAAGCCGUUUCAAUCCCCCCAAGAAAUCUAUGACCGUCUAAAGCCCCUCUGCUCGGACGUCAAUAUCUGGCAUACCUCCUACUACCAUAUCCUCGACGGGCACGAAGCGAUCGUGGAAUGGGUCAAGGCGACCGGUCUGAGACCCUUCCUUGACCCUCUCUCGGCCUCCGAAAGGGAGGAGUUUCUUGCAGCCUACCUCAAGCGCAUCCAGGAAGUGUAUCCUCCGCUGCAUGAUGGGAAGGUCUGCUUGCGAUUUCCGCGUCUUUUCGUCGUCGCUGUUCGAGCGUGA
Capronia coronata CBS 617.96 is the source of this 792-nucleotide messenger RNA. Its product is annotated as trans-aconitate 2-methyltransferase. Lineage: Eukaryota; Fungi; Ascomycota; Eurotiomycetes; Chaetothyriales; Herpotrichiellaceae. Bases 1 to 792 code for a protein of 263 amino acids. Gene Ontology annotation, molecular function: trans-aconitate 2-methyltransferase activity. The record is from RefSeq and is a predicted model, not a curated record. The transcript has a single exon.